ACAGCCUGAAGAGCUGGGGAGAGGUUCGAGUACUUACAGAUAGACAGAUAGCAAGAGAGAGUAAGCGAGACACAUUGAGAAGAGUUUGUGCUGUGGAAGUGUUUGGAAAGGAACUUUUUUUUCUAUAUAUUCUUUAGUUUCAGGAUUUGGAUUUAAUUUGAUCCAAACACUAUUUUCUUUACAUUUUUCUUUUUCUUUUCUUUUUUUUUUUUGUAUUUACUCGCCCGCUUGAUCUGUUGGCCUGUGUGGGUGAGUGUAUUUCUGUGUGUGACAUAGUAAACCAUGGAGCUGGAGCAUUUAGGAGGCGGCGGGGUUAAACCCGAGAGGGGCAGCAGCCGUCUCUACAAGAUAGCUCUGGCCAUGUGCGUGUGCCUCUGCGCUGUCUUGCUGCUUGCUCUCAUACUGGUCUCUCAAAAAUCCAGUCAGGAGGAGUUCUGUCUGACUCCAGAGUGCAUCGAAGCAGCGGGGUCUAUUCUGAGUAAGAUAGACCGGUCUGCUGACCCCUGCCAGGAUUUCUAUGCUUUCUCAUGUGGAGGCUGGCUGAAGGAGAACCCAAUUCCUGAAGAUUCGUCUUCGUAUGGCAUCUACCCCUGGCUGCGGCAGCAUGUGGACAUCCGACUAAAAGAGUUACUACAGGCUCCUUCACACCCUGAUGAACUGGAGGCAGUGACCAAAGCUAAGAUCCUCUACCGCUCCUGUAUGAAUGAAUCUUUACUGGAAGAGUUGGACGCCAAACCGAUGCUGAAAACUCUUAAACAGCCGGAGUUUCGUUGGCCCGUUGUUGGGGAUGGACGUGGGGGGGACUAUCAGUGGUCCCAGAGCCAGUGGAAUCUCCUGAAGACACUGGCAGAGAUGAGGAACCAGCACAGCAAGAGUGUCCUGAUACGCCUGUAUGUCUCCCCCGACGACAAAAACUCCUCACUCUACAUCAUCAAGCUCGAUCAAGCGUCCUUGUCUCUGUCCUCCAGGGAAGACUACACAACCAAUACUUCCUCAGCUCGGGCGUACCGCGCUGCCUUGCUGAAGUUGAUGGUGGACGUGGCUGUCAUGCUGGGCGCCCCGGAGAAAGCAGCACUGACCCAGAUGGAAAAGGCCCUUGCCUUCGAGAUCAAAUUGGCUGACAUCUUGAUUCCUUAUGAAAACCGCACCAACGAGAACAUGUACAACAAUUACACACUCUCUCGCCUGCAGCGCUCCAUACCACAGUUUGACUGGCUGAAUUUUGUAAAAGCUGUGGUGGAGUCUAAAGGCGACCCGCCUCGGACCAUCUCCUCCUCUGAGCGCGUCAUUGUCAGAGCUCCGCAGUACUUCAAGGACCUGAUGAAGCUCCUCAACGCCACAGAUCCCAGGACUGUAGCUAACUACGUCCAGUGGAGGACAGUGUUUUCCAGGAUCACCACUCUGAGUCGGCGUUUCCUCUACAGAUACCUCGACUACGCUCGGGUAACCACGGGAACCACCUCUCUGACCCCUCGCUGGGAUAAGUGCGUCAACUACGUCGAGAACUCCCUUGUUUAUGCUACCGGGCGCCUCUUUGUCAACACACACUUUCAGGAGGACAAGAAACAUAUGAUGGAGGAGCUGAUCGAGGGCAUUCGCUGGGCAUUCAUGGACAUGCUGGAGAAGGAGAACGACUGGAUGGACGAGCCAACAAAGAAGAGAGCUGUAGAAAAGGCUCAUGCGGUCAUGGCUAAGGUUGGCUACCCCGAGUUUAUUUUGAAUGACACCUACCUCAACGAAGAUUUAAAGCAGCUACAGUUUGAUGAAAAGGAUUACUACGGCAACGUGAUGCAGACGCUCAAGUUCAUCGCCCAGUCUGAUAUCAACUGGCUCCGGAAGAAAGUCCCACGUACAGAGUGGUUUACAAACCCUACGACUGUGAACGCCUUCUACAGCUCAUCCACAAACCAAAUCAGAUUCCCUGCGGGAGAGCUUCAAAAGCCUUUCUUCUGGGGACGAGAGUAUCCAAGAUCUUUAAGUUACGGAGCCAUUGGAGUUAUAGUUGGACAUGAGUUGACACACGGCUUCGACAACAACGGACGCAAGUAUGACAAAAACGGCAAUCUCGACAAGUGGUGGAGCAACGCGUCUGAAACGGCCUUCAGUGAGAAGACUCAGUGCAUGAUUGACCAGUACAACGCCUACCACUGGGAUGAGGCUGGUUUAAAUGUGCGUGGUAAGAGGACUCUGGCCGAAAACAUAGCAGACAACGGAGGAAUAAGAGAAGCGUUCAGGGCGUACAGGCGGUGGGUGGCUCAGAGCAGAAACGGUGUGGAGGAGCCUCUGCUGCCUGGAGUUGAACUGAACAACAAUCAACUGUUCUUCAUGAGCUACGCACAUGUAAGAUGCAACUCAUACAGACCAGAAGCAGCAAGGGAGCAGAUUCAAAGUGGUGCUCACAGUCCGCCAAAAUACAGAGUUAUCGGUGCGAUGAGUAACUACGAGGAGUUUCGUAAAGCGUACAACUGUCCGGAGUCGUCCGUUAUGAACCGAGGAGCAACGUCCUGCCGGGUGUGGUGACCUUCGUCAUCAGCUUGACACGUUCGUACCACACUAGAAGCACUGGCAUGACGAAAAAAGGCUGAUAAUGCUGGAUGAAACCAACAUAGUUUACACGAUUAGGGAGCAACGGAGAAAUGCAGUAGGGUUGUUCUUACUGAAAUAUAUACAGAUCAGAUGUGUUGGGGUUAGAGUGGAACACUUUUCUAAAACUGAAGCCAUUUUUAAUUGGCUUUCAAACCUUUUUGCCAAUUAUAUUUACUGCACUUAGUGCAUAAAUUAUGACCGGAGCCAUUUGUACAGGACCAUAGAUAAAGGAUUAUAGAAAGAUAUGUGAAGAUAUUUUUACAAGCUGUUUUUGUCACUCUUUUACAACAAAACUUUAUGUACUGUGCGUAUAACUAGAUAAAGUUGGCGCAUUUGUUACAGGAUUCAUGAAUACACCGAAUUACUGUAAAUAUAUUUGAGACGCAUCUGUUGGAAGCAGACAUAUCAGGUGAACAUCUGUCUAUAUACUCUGUUGUUAUCAGCCCUGAUUAUGGACACAUUCUAAACCAAAGAUUAGUUUGUUUUAAAGCAUAACAUUAGGGUAGAUAUUUCUUAAAUCUUAGUUUUUCUUCUCGUGCAACAAAUAUUUUAAGAUUUAAUAUAACUUCAGCUACCUAAGGUACGUUGUGUACAUGUGUUUGUGUGUGUGUGGGUCCAAAAUUGUCUUUGUUAGGAAGUUUUAUCUGGAUUUCAGUUCUGCUUUGUCUUGUGUUAGAAAUCCAUUUUCACUGGGUUACAGCUUCUUUAACUACACUCCAAAUAACUGGGAUAUUUUUGCGUCUCCAUUAACGACUUAGGUUUGUGGCUAGUGCAAAGAAUUAGGAAUGAAAUGAAACAAAAUUGUCCACUGAAUUGAUGUUUAUUAGUAGUAAUUAUGAAAAGGUUUUGGUUUGUGCAUUUAAAUACUUUGCCCUGACGUAUAUUUGCAUUAACAGCUAGUCUCUGGUACACAUCACAGCUUGCCAAUUGUAAGAAUCACAAACUUAACUAGCUAGCUUAACUGAUAAGGCUAAAAGUAGUUUGCAAAUUCACGUUUUCGUUUAAUAAUGCUAAAAUGAAAUUGUAAUUGUUGCACUGGAAAAUAACUGGUGUAAGGUGUUGUGCAGCAUAAAUUCUUUAAUCUGUGAACUAAUGUUAGCCUUAUUAGUUAAGCUAGCUAGUUAGGUUAGCAGUCUAAUAAUUACACUUGCUAGAAAGCUCAACUGACAAGGUCUACAUUAGUUUGCUGAUACAUUAUUUACAUACAUUUGAAUGUGAAAAUAUUACAAUUAUUUUACAGCAGUGACUUACUUUUUUUUAUUUUGGUAAUGCUACAGUUGUUUUUCCGUCUAAGCUUUGAUUAGCUAAGAUUAGCUAGCUAAAAUGUCACACAAAUGGAUUUGUGAUAGAAUACGAAACAAUCAAAUUGUAUUCAGUAUUAUAUAUAUAUUAUAAUUAAGAAGUAAAAACUAUCAUCUAAAAUUUUAAGUAUUGGCAUCUAAGUAUUGUUAGAAUUUGUGCUUUACUGUUACGCUACCAGGUCAUCUGUAAGCUAGAUUUUUUCUCAAUUCAUCUUUUUUUAAAUCUUUUAUUUAUUUUAUUUUGACACUGACACGUUUGUUCAUUAUUUUUGCUUUUUGUUUCUACCAAAACAUAUGGAAAUGAAAACCUGUAAAAAUGUAUUAUCAAUUCCUAGUUAUUAUUAAUACGUGUGUGCUCUGUUGUUAUAGUUCAUUGUUUCUGUUUUUUUGUUUUUUGUUUUUUUUUGUCAGGUUCUAAUAAAACUCUGACACAGUACGUUGUCCCUCCACCUUGUAACUUUGCCAUGAAUGAUAAAGUGAGUUGGAGAAGGCGUGUGUGUGACAGAAGGGAAGCGAAGUAGACAGAGAGGGCUGAUGGAUGGAGGCAAAAAAGACAUAAAGAGACUGGCAUCUCCUUUUAUUGAUUUUCCUCUGGACCUGCUAUUACAAACACAUCUGAGCACACGCACACCACAUCUCAUUCAUAUGUGUCAGUUACCAUGGCAACUUGCUCUGUGAUACAGGAGGCUCCUGAACCUGUCAUUAUGUUGGUGUGUUUGCAUGGUGUCCAGCAGGUGGUAACAUUAAUGGCGCAGCAGCAGCCUCAUCAAUUCACACAAAUUAGAAAAACAGUCCGGUGUCCAGUCCAUUAUGGUUGUGUGUGUGUUAAGGGGUGUUGGGUUGAUUA
Messenger RNA from Mugil cephalus (flathead mullet), 4734 nucleotides. It is a transcript of the gene phex, whose product is annotated as phosphate regulating endopeptidase homolog, X-linked. Gene Ontology annotation, molecular function: metalloendopeptidase activity. Gene Ontology annotation, cellular component: plasma membrane. Gene Ontology annotation, biological process: protein processing. The coding region runs from base 283 to 2520 and encodes 745 amino acids. The record is from RefSeq and is a predicted model, not a curated record. Lineage: Eukaryota; Metazoa; Chordata; Actinopteri; Mugiliformes; Mugilidae. The transcript is spliced from 22 exons.